AUGACUACACCCUGCAUUACAAAACUACACCAGGCUGGGGUCAAGUUUAAGUUGGGAUCAAGCAGAAACUUAUUCGAUAUACGAUUCAACAAUGGGAUUCUAGAAAUUCCAAAACUAAAUAUACACGAUUACACAGAGCUCACACUCCGGCAACUAUCAUUGCUGAUGGUGGAAUUUCCAAUUCUGGACACAUUGCUGGUCAGCUUCAUCAACAACAUCUGCACUAGAAAUUCUGGCGACAUUUCCAUAGGGAAGUAUUUGGAGGAAGCUACAGAGGCACGUAGCAGAUCUGGGUAUGGGGCUUGGUCGACGUCGAAAACCCAGGUGGGGCUGAGAGAUUUCGGGGCGAUCAGUAGGUGCGAUGGGCAAUCGGGAAAGGCGAUGGGUCUUCUUUGA
Prunus armeniaca (apricot) is the source of this 396-nucleotide messenger RNA. Lineage: Eukaryota; Viridiplantae; Streptophyta; Magnoliopsida; Rosales; Rosaceae. The record is from the annotation of a GenBank genome assembly.